Molecule: messenger RNA, 183 nt
Organism: Penicillium chermesinum
Lineage: Eukaryota; Fungi; Ascomycota; Eurotiomycetes; Eurotiales; Aspergillaceae
Product: bZIP transcription factor
Exons: 2
Coding region: 1-183 (60 amino acids)
Source: RefSeq, a predicted model, not a curated record
AUGGCCAUGUCGGGUUUGUUCCCGCCGCAGCCUAUCCCACCUUCGCGAACUGUGGCUGAUUUUGUGUUGCUAUGGUAUAGUGCCCCUAUCCUCGGCGAAAAUUGGGCGAAAAUAAGUGAUCCAGUUGAGCGUCGACGAGCUCAAAAUCGAGUUGCUCAGCGAGGAUAUAGAAAGCGUGAGUAG